This is a messenger RNA of Symbiodinium sp. CCMP2592, 825 nucleotides long. Lineage: Eukaryota; Dinophyceae; Suessiales; Symbiodiniaceae. The record is from the annotation of a GenBank genome assembly.
AUGUCCUGUGCAUCGACGGGCUCACAGGUAGAAGAGCACUGCCAUUUAUCUCAAACGCUGGACGCGUUGUCCGACCAGGACGUCACAACGCCGCGGCGUGGCGAACCAGAGGCGGCAACCCAAGCAAAGCCCGAUGCGAAGCUUAUGCUGCCCGUCGGAAAACGGGGAUCAUCUGUGGCUUGGUGCGACAUUCAAGACGAGGAGACUCUCGUCGACAACAACUGGCUUCCCAGCCACUUGGAGCCGCAGCCGACAAAGGCGGCAGAGACGGCCGAAGUGAAGAGCAGCUUCGGCAAGAAGCAAAAGCCGCAAAAGAAAGUUCGAGACGUGAGCUCGCGUGUGGAAAGAGAGGCGAAGACGCCGGAUGCUGGAUAUGCCCGCCAGCAAAUGCCAGUACACCCAGCGUCACCGGCUGGGGCUGAUAGCUCUUCCCAGGUGGUGACUCUUGGAGACCUCGGCUUACAUUGUACAGCAUGGAACCAGGCGGCUCACGGGAUGCCACCGGACCUUCGCGGUCCCCCGAGCGGGCCGGAGGUUCAAUGGAUGCCCGGGCAAGGAAAGGGCGCUUUGCCACCGCCCAGCGUGAUGAGCACGGCCCCCAUCGACAGCGGUCGACACCCGGUCUUGUUGCCACAAGCGGCCUUGGGCACAUCUCCAGCAGCUGCAGCCGCUGCGCUUCCUCCGCGCUUUGGUGACGCGUCAACUCGAUUCUGUCCAGGUGCUUCGCCGACAGUUCAAUUCGGCAACGCCUCGAUCAGGUUUAUACCUGCAGGCUCUCCAAUGGCAAAUCCACUUGCGGCAGCGACUCCCACCGUUGGUGUCUGA